Messenger RNA from Zootermopsis nevadensis, 2881 nucleotides. RefSeq lists its product as uncharacterized. Lineage: Eukaryota; Metazoa; Arthropoda; Insecta; Blattodea; Termopsidae. The record is from RefSeq and is a predicted model, not a curated record.
GUCAACACAAUCUAGCACUGUCUUGAAAGUACUGUUCUUAGAAAUGGCUAUAUGUGCUAUUUAGUGUAAUGUGGUGAAAUAAUUUGGUUUAAUUCUAUUGUGAUUUCCCAUAAAUGAUAAUUAUGUUUAUGAUGAAUGAAUGACUUUAAUUAAAUCUUAUUCAGUGCAUUUUUUGGAAUGACUAAGGAAAUACACACUACCAGAAACAAGAGAAUAGUAAUCAACCACUUACAUGAUGCAGAUUUUGGAUGCUUUCCUGUUGCCCUUAGUAUUUUUUGCUUCCUCAUUCUCAACUCAGCCAGUUUACCCCAGCAAGUAUCGUGGUGUGGUUAGUGCACUGUGCUGUUUUGUCAUUGUGGCAUGUGGCCUCAUUUUUGCUACUGGGGUACCCAGCAAAAUGGCAAUGCUGUACGUUGUGAUGGUGAUCCCAGCUGUGAUGGGCAUUGUGCCUGUUGAAGAAAAAGUGAAAGCUGUUAUAUCUUAUACGAGGUACUGGGGACUAAGCAUGGUGUUUAUGGGACUGAUGCACGGUGAUGUGAUGAAAGCAAAAUUAUAUAUACGAUUUGAGAAGUCAUUACUCAAACUGCAAAAACAAUUCAUCAAUCUUAACACCAUUAUAAUUCAGUUGCUGUUCUGCUUUCUCGCCAAGAAGAUCUUUUGUCCAAAACUGGGUCUGAUGUAUGUCAUGUGUCUGUAUGCUAACCUGAGUUUCCUAUUGAGACUUCUUAAGAGAAGAGCAUGGAGGACGCUGUUCAUUGCAUGUAGUGUCUCCCUCUGUGCAAGCAUACUGUCGGAGAGCUGGACAAACACAAUGCUCACUGCAGCCUACCUCUUGCUUAUCACGUUUCCAGGUGUACCAGGGGAGGACUCAUUGGCUGUGUCCACUGUACGUAGCUGGAAACUCUCAAUACUAGGAGGAGUGGAAGAAUUCUGGGUGCCCAUUCUAACUCGUGUCCUAUCUGCAUUUCUUGCUACCAUUCUUACUGCUGUAGCUCUUCCAGAUCGCGCUGCGUGGAAGCUGUGCAUGUGGGUCUGGUACUCCAAUGUGUAUGUGUAUCUGCUGCAUACGGUGGAAUGGUAUUGGCCACCUAUGGGAAAUCAGAUGGAACAUCGUCGCCAGUAUCCGACAGUAGAUCGCCAAGGGCGUGACUGGACAGGUCCUUGUUCAAUCUGCCUGGAAUCUAUUAAACCUUGCACUGCCACUGCUACCACCUGUGGACAUAUCUUUCAUGGAGAAUGCCUUAAGAAAUCUGUGACAACCAAUAACAAUGUCUGUCCACUUUGCAGAUGGCCUCUUGUGGCUAUGCCCUCCACUUAAAACAAAAUAUUAAACCAGUCUUUUACCACAAAUUGUGAAGUAACGUGGACCUUUAGUUACUGCUAUAAUCUGGUUGGUUACUGUUGAUGGUGUACCUGCCAUUUAUAUUAUCUACUAAAUUGUGCAUUGCCUCCUUGUUCAUUUAAUAAGAGCUGUGAUGAUGUAUAUUGAAAUGUGUCAAUUAUUCUUGUCUUUAAGGCUGCACUUCUUUCUAACAUAUCCUCUUCAUAAAUACAUGCCAUAUUUAUUCAAAGCACAGACCACAGCCAAUUUGUUCUUUAUGUUAAUCUUCCACAACUUCUACUGGUGUAUGAAAUAACUAAUGGAUAUUAAGUGUAAUCUUAAAAAAAGGACAAUUUAAAUUGGAAACUGCAGGUGAUUAAAACUGAACGUCUGAUGGUGCACUCGGACCUGAAUGACCAACUCUGAAGGAAAAUGGCUGGACCAAAAACAAUACAGUCCUAUACAGCAGUUUUACCAGAAUAUCAGAAUUCAGACUCUAGAAGACAUAGAGAGCCAUAGUGCAUCUUUAAUUGUUUUUUGCCUUUAUCCACCCUUACCAAUAUCAUUUAGAAAAUGUGCAUAACUGCACAACCCUUAGAACAGGUAAGAACAAGAGAAUGUUACUAGAGUUAGAAUACUUUCUGACUACUGUGAUGGAGCCAGCAGCGUCAGGUGACACGUCUUCUUACAGGCUACAACUAGUUAUGGUCGACAGGGUGCCCCAGAGCAGUUCCUUGGAGAACAUUUAACAUGGGUUUAAGAAUAUCUGUCAUUGAGUCAGAGUAAAAUACUCCAUAAGCAACUUCACGAAGCAGAACUCAUCUUGAGAAGUUGACAGUCAUUCACACACUGUCUUCGUCUUAAGGGCUGUACACAGAGACUGUGUGUUUCUCUGAAAUGUUGGUACCUGAAAGCCAAAUGGCAUCACAACCCAGACAUCAUCCAUUACUGUGCUCACAAGACCCUGUCACUGAAUACUUUCUUGGCCUAUAUAUUCACAUUUUAAUAUGAAUGACGACUUCCAAGAUAUUCUGUAUGUAUUCACGAUAAUCCCCAUAUAUGAUAUAUGCCUCAUCUGUCUUAUUCUGAUUUCAUCACAUUUUCACAUAAUGUCUUAUUUCCUUUUACCUUUUCAAUACUGUCAUUAGGCACAAAUGUUCCCUAAGUAUUCAAAAAAUUCCAUUAUUUUGACAAUACAGUGUGUCAACAUGUCACAUAUGAUGAAGUUCAGCAGAAGAUGGCUUCUAAGCAGUGUGAAUUAAAUCUUUACUUAUUAGUAUGCAUAAAAGGUGUUCUUUCUAACAAAUUAAGUAAUAAAAAUUUUUAUUCGUUAACCAUGUUAACUGCAAACACUUCUCCCAAGUUGUUUAACAGUGCUAUAUAACCUUUGCUGUUGAAACAGUCAUUAAAUUACCUAUGAAUCAAUCAAUCCAACUGUACACAAUUCACCACCUUUUAAAACUCAAAAUAUUUUACACUACUUGUAUUUAAAAUCCAAAAAAUAUGUAUUCCUUUACAUUAUUCAAGUGAAAUUUCAAAUAAAUAAUUUCAUCAAAAAUA